AGAGCUAAACAUGAAUUCCAUGAAUUAUCUUAAAAUUUAUCGCUAUAGCUUUGGCCGUAAGCGAGGUAGUAUUUUCCUGAACGAAAUGGAUUUAUCAUUUGUUGUAAAUGUCAAGGCGGAAAGCAAAAUAACGGCUCACAUUCAUCUUAUUCCAAUUUUGUUGUAACACCAGUUGACGUAGUUCCUUCCCUAUUACGGUAGCAGCCCAUUUAGCUAAAACCUUAGGUUUCAAACCCAGGAAGGUUCCCCGCCAGACACGCAAUCCAAACUAAACUUAAAGUUAAAAGCCACAGAAAACCGCUAAAAAGCUAUUUUUCCCAAUUUACGAAGUUCAUGAAGCUUCCGAUUGACGUUUAUCAAUGAAAGUAUCCCUCAAGAAUCACGGAGCUGUUAGCGAUCGUGAUUGUCAUGAUUCAUGAUAGAAUAACGAAGCACGAAAAUGACGUUCACUUCCCCUAGUAAAUGGAUCCCGGCUUAUUCUAAAUGAGGUCCAUGUGCUUAUGCUACUUAUCAAGAUCGGUAUCUAAUAAUUUAUACUGCACUCAUAUUUUUAUGGACUUCUUGAGUUGCGAAUUUCCGUGGAGGGAUUUGCUUAAAGUGGUUAUUUAAUUUCCGAGCUCGUAAUUGGUCAAGUGAACUCACUAAUCCAUGGUUUUGCGGCGUGUGUUUGCUGUAUUUCAAUCAGGUACUUAACCCGGGUCUUGUUACCGCCAGCUUCGGGGGUUAGACCCCAAGGCAAGACAUUACCUGAUCCGCAAGAAUUCUUAGUUUUGCAUAAACACACGUAAGCAGAAGAAAAACCGCAAGCGGCCUUCGCCUUUCAACGAGGAAGCCGGCGAACACGCUAAAUAGCCCGCGAAUCUACUCGGUCAACAUGAUGAUAGUCUGCGCAGGGGUUUGGAAAACCGGGACGAAAUCUCUAACAAAAGCACUCCGAAUUCUCGGCUAUAGAGUCUAUGAUUUAGAUGAACAGUUCCAGUGCUUCAUGAGCGAAUGGGAGAGCUUGAUUUACCGCGAUAAAACACCGGACUUCAAGCGCAUGUUUCGAAACGUAGACGCGGUCGUCGAUGCGCCGUCCAGCGCGUUUUUGGAAACAGUUCUGGUGGAUUUUCCCGACGCGCUGGUGAUCCUAACGACGCGCGAGGCGGACGACUGGUCAAAGAGCAUGGACCGGCAUUUGGAAGAGAUGGAGAGUUCCUGGUUGCACAGGCUCGGGUUUUUAUCCCGGACUCAGCGUAGAAUCAAGCCUCUCCUAGACGCCUGUUAUACCGCCCUGCUAGGGACCCUACCCGCCUCAGCAGGAAGCGCGAUUCGUCGGGUUCGCUUUCAGCGGCACGCGGAACACGUCAAGGCGGUUGUGCCUAGCGAAAGACUGCUCGUGUUCGACGUGAAGGAGGGGUGGGGGGCCCUGUGUGAUUUUCUAGGGACGAAGCCUCCCCGCGACGAGCCGUUCCCUCAUGUCAAUAAAGACGACGAUGCUCUACAUACCUUUCAGUCGGAGACUCAGCUUGGCAAGGAAAUCACAAGCGAGAUUAGUCGCGCCGUAUUGUGGAUUGUAGCAAUUCUGGUGAUUGUCUUAGCGACACUAUUCGGCUGUUUGAGAGCAUGAGGCCGCCACAGGAGGCCCGUGCUUUGUAAUCGCUAUCUCUUUUCGCGUCUGCCAGCUGAAAAAUGAUAGCGCGUAUCCAUUUUCAUCAGAAAACUUUAAUGAUGAAAUUAUGGCUGAUAAUCGAACGUCAUUUAUAUUUGCAUUUUGAAUUUUUGAUAUUUUGUAUGGGAAUUAAGUUUUUUUUUUACUUUUGUUAUUUGCAAAUAUGAAAGAACGUGAGAGUUUUUAGUGAGGGUUCAUUCGUAAACCAACAAGGAUGCGAGAAACGUUACAUUCUCACUACCAAACCAGUGAAGCAAUUUUAAACCUUUGUGGUCACGAUAGCGCACGUCGCACUACCGCAUCUCUGUCCAGGAUUAUCAUUUUAAGUGAUUGCCAUAAAAAACCGCCUCGGCUUUUGUGAGGGAGAAGGCUGAUUGAUUGAUUACUUGAGCUAACUUUAAGUGUGAAUAAAGGUGAUAAUUGAGAUGUAACAAAGAUUAAUAAAGUAAAGAAUAUGUUGACCUUUUA
This is a messenger RNA of Nematostella vectensis (starlet sea anemone), 2119 nucleotides long. RefSeq lists its product as uncharacterized. The coding region runs from base 875 to 1609 and encodes 244 amino acids. Lineage: Eukaryota; Metazoa; Cnidaria; Anthozoa; Actiniaria; Edwardsiidae. The transcript has a single exon. The record is from RefSeq and is a predicted model, not a curated record.